AUGUAUGAUGAUGAUGAGGAGGAGGAAAUUCUUGUAUUGAUCGCAGCCGUAUAUGAGUACUAUCAUAAACAUUUUGAUAAGCAACGUUGUACGGAUUCCAUGUUACAAGGGGAAGAUUACAUAUUCGAGAUUUUAAAUGGACAUGGAGAUAGGUGUAAUGAAAAUUUUCGGAUGUACCCCAAUACCUUUAGGGCUUUGUGUCGUGAGUUGAAAUUGUUAGGAUUGAAAAAUUCUACAUUUGUAACAGUAGAAGAACAAGUUGCAAUUUUCCUACUUACCUUGUAUCACAAUGAAAGGAAUCGUGUCAUUGCUGAAAGAUUCCAACACUCUACAUCCACAAUUUCAUAUCGCUUUCAUGCUAUCUUAAAGUUAAGGACUAAGAUUAUUGUUCCUCCGGAUUUGAAUGAAAUUCCUAAACAGAUAAAGAACAAUCUAAAGUUUUACCCAUAUUUUAAGAAUUAUGUAGGAGCUAUAGAUGGAACUCAUAUCCAUGUUGUAGUGCCAGUCGACAAACAAAUACCCUUUCGUGGUAAAAAGGGUGAUACGACCCAAAAUGUCAUGGCGAUGUGUUCUUUUGAUAUGAAAUUGACAUAUAUUCUAGCAGGGUGGGAAGGGUCUGCUAAUGAUUCGAAGAUUUUAAAUGAGUGUAUUCAGAAUGAGGAUUUGAAUUUUCCAUCACCACCCGAAGCUUAUUGUACAUUGCAUAAUUUCAUAAGAUUCCAAGGUAAAUCUGAUGAAAUUUUUUAUUGUGAAACCCCUGAAUCUUCUACUUCACAAAAUGAACCUGAUAUGGAUGACAUUGUUGAGGUCAUCAGUGCUACUAAUACACAGAUGCGACAGAUGGAUAUUUAUCGUGAUCGUAUUGUGAACCUAAUUUGGGAGCACUGUAAUCACUAA
Cornus florida is the source of this 897-nucleotide messenger RNA. RefSeq lists its product as uncharacterized. NCBI's taxonomy places the organism in Eukaryota, Viridiplantae, Streptophyta, Magnoliopsida, Cornales, Cornaceae. The transcript is spliced from 2 exons. The record is from RefSeq and is a predicted model, not a curated record. The coding region runs from base 1 to 897 and encodes 298 amino acids.